This is a messenger RNA of Mycena indigotica, 2532 nucleotides long. RefSeq lists its product as uncharacterized. Gene Ontology annotation, molecular function: structural constituent of ribosome. NCBI's taxonomy places the organism in Eukaryota, Fungi, Basidiomycota, Agaricomycetes, Agaricales, Mycenaceae. The record is from RefSeq and is a predicted model, not a curated record. Gene Ontology annotation, cellular component: mitochondrial small ribosomal subunit. The transcript is spliced from 4 exons. Bases 37 to 2532 code for a protein of 831 amino acids.
CACACCUCUUCCCACCGAAAAUUUUCAUUCACAGCGAUGUUCUUGCUGGGACGCGGCGGCGGACGACUGGGGGCGGUGGGGCGCGCGGUGCCGGGGCUGGGGGUGCGGCACCGGAGCAACAAGCAGCGGAUAGCGCCGAAGGAGAAGAAGGCGGCGGUGGAAAGGGACGCGAGCGGGCGCCCGAUCGUCGCGCCGCGCGAGCGGAGUCUGGGGAUGUACAAGGCGAUGGGCGCGGGCGCGCUGAAGCACCCGCUGUUCGAGACCACGGAGGAGCCAGGCAGGGUCGAGCUGGACGUGCCGCCGCUGCACCCGCGGAUGCUCGCGCCCGGCGUCGCGACGCGCUUCCAUGACGGGCCGACGGCGCCGCUAAGGGUGUAUGGGCUGCCGAAGCAUAUGCUGCUGGAGUUCCGGAUUCUGGGCGCGCCGGUGGCGGUCACGACGGGCGCGACGCUUUCCAUAGUCAGGGCGCUGGAGGAGGCGAAGGCGUACCCGGCAAGACUGGUGCUGAACGGGCGCCCCGGGUGCGGCAAGUCGUUCCUGCUGCUGCAGGCGGUGCAGUACGCGCACGCCGCGGGCGACUGGGUCGUCAUCUACAUCCCCAGAACGCGCACGUUCGUCGACUCGUCCACGCCGUAUUCGUAUUCCCUCGCCACCAGAACCUACCUCCAGCCGCGCGCCGCACGUGCGACGCUGUCCCGCAUCGGCCGCGCGAACGCGCACCACCUCGAGCACCUGUCCACCACGCAGGAGGUCACGCUCGUCGACGGCGGCGCGGCCUUCCCCAUCGGGACGCCCCUGCAGACGCUCAUCGACGCGGCGGCCGCGGACGAGGCCCUCGCCCCCGCCGCGCUCGACGCCGUCAUGGCCGCGCUGGGGGGCCAGACGCUCUUCCCCGUGCUCCUCGCGAUCGACGACUUCCAGACGCUCGCGGGCGGCUCGGCCUACCGCGACCCCCAAUUCAGGAUGAUCCGCCCGCACCACCUCGGGCUCCCGCGCCUCCUGCUCGAGUACGCGAGCGGGAAGAGGAAGUUGGCACGCGGCAUGGUGCUCGGCGCGCUGUCAAGGUCGGACAACAAUUUCCCCGUGUCGGACCAGCUCGCGGACGCGUUGAGAUUGCCGGCCCACUACGCGCCGUCCCCGCGCGCGGCGCGGAUUAGGAAGAGCCGGCAGCUCGCGGGGUAUCUCGAGCACCAGGUCCCGCUGGAGGCAUACAUCCCCGAAGAAGACGCCCUCGACCACGAAGAAGAAGACGGCAUCCCCCUGCAAAACCUGCUGGACGCCGCCGAACCCGAGGACGCCGCGGAGCUCCCCUGGACGGGGUGGAACGUGUACGACCCGCCGGUGUACGAGGACACGCUCGUCCCGACGCACCACGACCCCGCGCCCGCGCCGCGCCCCGCCGAGCUCUGGCGCGCGCUCGUCGUGCCCAAGGACGGCGCCUCUGUCCCCGCCACUGCUCCGGACGCCGACGCGGAGGCCGAGGCCGAACCGGAAUCCGGCCCGGCUCCCACGCCCACGCCAACCCGCGGGAAGCCCCGCGCCCCGCUCGUCCCCGCGCUCCGCGCCGUGCGCGUGCCCGACGCGCUCUCCCCGCGCGAGGCCGCGGGGCUCUUCGAGCUCUGGCUCGACGCGGGCGUGCUGCGCACGGGCGGGCAGCGCCGCGCGACGCGCCGGACGGACUUGGUCGCGCUGGCGGGGUACCGGGCCGGGGCCGACGCCGACGCCGCCGAGGCUCCGGGGAUGGAGGGAGAGGACGGGGAGCUGGAUGCGGAGGAGUACGAUCCGGUCGCGGCGGGCGAGGCGGGGGACGUCGCGGACGCGGUGGAGGGGUACCACCUCGCCGCGGCGGAGGCUGCUGCGGCGGGCGGCGAAGGGGCCGGGCCGGCGGCGCAGCUCGCGCGCGCGGAGGCGGCGACGCUCGUCGCGCGCAUCCGCGAGGGGCAGGCGGCGCUCGCGGGCGCGGCGAUGAAGGGCGUGCGCACCCUGGAGGGGGUAGUGGAGGUGCAGGCGCGGGCGCGCGAGGCGGCGGGCUGGGAGGCGGGCGUGCGGUCGCUGGACGAGGAGCGGCGGGGGCAGGUGGCGGUGGAGAUGGGGCUCGUGGAUGAGGAGGAGGAGGGGAGUGAUGAGGAGGUCAGCGAGGACGAGGAGGGAGAAGAAGAAGAAAGCAUGGCGGCCCCGGCCCCGGCGGACCCCGCGCUCGACGCCUUCGCCGCCGAGUUCGUCGCCGAGGUCGCCGGCCUCUCCGACCCGGCCGACGCCGACGCCGACCCCUCCUCCUCCUCCGACCCCUCCCUCGACCUCGGCGACCCGCAGCUCGCCAACAUCGUCUCCACCGGCCUGCGCGGCGCCUUCGCGGACCCCGCCGCCGUCGGGGGGCUCCUCCGCGCGCCCGCGUCGAACGCGGUGCGCGUCGAGCCCGAGGCGGGCGCGGACAGUUUGUUCCUGGCGAAGUACGCCGAAAGUUCCGGGAACGCAAGGGGCUUUGUGAGGGGGCUGGUGGGCACGCUGGGCACGAGUGCGUGGGGGCGCUAG